CGCCCGCGACGCCCUGCCUACAAUAUCUCCCGCAUGCAGGACAGCCUGGAAGAAAUAACGCACUCCCAAGAACUGCCCUCGCAGCUCUGGAACUCCUGCCGGAACCCUACGAUACGCCCCCUCAUCAGACAAUUCCUAUACAAAGCCAUCCAGCGGGCUCACCGGGUAGGCGACUACUGGCUACCUAUUACUGGGUAUGAGAUGCGAGCAAUAUGCCCCACCUGCACAGAUUGCGCUGAUAACCUAGACCACAUACUAUUAGAGUGCACUACACCUGCCCGCGAAAUCGUCUGGCUGCUCACCGAAGACCUAUGGCCCAGCUCCUUCGGCAAAUGGCCCGACCUCAACUUCGGCGCAAUGUUGAGUUGCGGGAAACUCGCCGUCACCCUUGACUACUCUUCCCCGGCAAGCAAGCCCCACCCCGGCGCCUCCAGACUACUGCAGAUAUUGGUCUCCGAAGCCAUAUGCCUGCUUUGGGUCCUCCGUUGCGAACGGGUGAUCCAACAGAAAACUCAUACUGUAAAGACCAUCCUCUCAAGAUGGACAAAUGCCAUCAACCGCCGUCUGAGUAUUGACCACAUCGUAGCAAGCAAAAUAAAACGAUCUCCCAAGGAAAUAAGGAAAGUUACGAAUACAUGGACACACAUCCUUAAAAAUCCCGACUCCCUCCCUGAAAACUGGGCAGCACGCCCUGAGGUUUUAGUAGGUAUUAGAACGCCCCGGACCCCUACCCAACGGAUGCUCCGAGCGUUAUCUCGAGUCCUACACUCCCCGGCUCCCGCCGGGGGCCGUGCAUAA
Messenger RNA from Gloeophyllum trabeum ATCC 11539, 798 nucleotides. RefSeq lists its product as uncharacterized. The transcript has 2 exons. The annotation marks the transcript as partial. The record is from RefSeq and is a predicted model, not a curated record. Lineage: Eukaryota; Fungi; Basidiomycota; Agaricomycetes; Gloeophyllales; Gloeophyllaceae.